Molecule: messenger RNA, 654 nt
Organism: Metarhizium acridum CQMa 102
Lineage: Eukaryota; Fungi; Ascomycota; Sordariomycetes; Hypocreales; Clavicipitaceae
Source: RefSeq, a predicted model, not a curated record
AUGGAUGACAAGAACCCGCAAAAGCUAGCUAAAAAUACAUCCCCACCAAAGGAGCUGAGUGAUGAUAGCAUUCAGGAGCUGUUUGCACUUAUGGGCAAGUAUUCUUCUAGCGAAAAGUUCAAGAAGCUGAAGAGACUCGACCAAGAUAAUGAGGAACUAAGACAAGAAGUUAUUGAUCUUCGCACCACGAACGACAAGAACUUGGACGAUUUUAUAAGGCGACGGGAUAAAUGGAAGACUGAGAAGGAGGGCCUGACGGCUCAGCUAAAGGAAAAAGAGGACCAACAAAAUCAAGAGCUCCUGAGCAGAAAAGCAGCUGAAAAAGCGCUGGAAACCGAGCGUACUGCUAAGAAGACAUUGUGUGAGCAGGUGAAAGAACAGGAGGCGGCGAUUCUACGACUAGUCGACAAAGCAAAGACAAACGAAGCAGAAAUCACUCGACUUGGCACCGUAAGCAAAGAGCAAAACGACGCUCUUGAGCGGGCGGGAAAGGCUAAGAUAAGGCUCCAAGGAGAAGUCCAGACAAUACAUAAUCAGCUUGAGGCCAGGACCAAAGAGCUGUCAGACGCAAUGGAGUCUCUCACAAGAUUCCAAGCCUUCCUGGUCCUUUUAAGUCCUCUGGAGGAGAAGAAAUCCCAAAUGUUUGUGUUAUAA